Molecule: messenger RNA, 2286 nt
Organism: Lottia gigantea (owl limpet)
Lineage: Eukaryota; Metazoa; Mollusca; Gastropoda; Lottiidae
Exons: 17
Biological process (GO): signal transduction
Molecular function (GO): 3',5'-cyclic-nucleotide phosphodiesterase activity
Source: RefSeq, a predicted model, not a curated record
UUACAGGUUUUAUUAGUAUUUAAUAAAGAAGAUGUUCAGAGUGAUAGUUUAAGUUGGGCAGCAGAAAGAAUAGGAUAUAAAUACACAUCAGUUCGAUCACCAGAUGCUGCUAUAGAAUCAUACAGUUUAAAUCAUCAAGAUAUUGUGUUUAUUGAUCAUAGAUCAUCUAAAUAUUUCGAUGCCGAAUCACUUUGCAGGUCCUUACGAGCUAUAAAAGCCAACGACCAUUCUUUAAUUAUUGCUGUCACCAAAAAAUAUCCAAGUGAUAAAGAAGAACCCUCUAUAUUACCAUUAUUAAAAGCUGGUUUUAACAGAAGAUUUAUAGAGACAUCUAAUGUUGGUUGUUGUAUAAAUGAAUUCUUACAAUUAGAAUAUGGUGAAAUCAGAUCUCAGCUCAAACUGCGGGCCUGUGGAGCCUUAUUUACUGCCUUAGACAAUGUAAAUGAUUUAGUUGAAAUUACAAAUCAAGAUCACGAAAUACAGUAUGUAAAUCAUGGGUUUGAGAGAUUAACAGGAUAUACAAGUGAAGAGGUAUAUAAUAAAGAUAGUCGAGAAUUAUCGAAAAAUGAUAAAAAUAAACCUGAUUUACAUGAAACUAUCACAGAUCAAGUUAAAAAGGGAAAGACAUGGGAAGGUUCAUACUAUACACGACGGAAAAGUGGAGACGUUUUCCCAAGUUUUUGUCGAGUGAUCCCAGUUCAUGGGCUCAGUGGAAAAAAGAAAAAAUUUGUAAAGCUGCAAUCGGCCAUGACAAAGGCAGACCUGAAAGACAAGAACUACAGAAUUCAUAGUGACAUUGGUGUAGAAAUUUUGCUAUUGUUUUUUUAUGAAAAUGUAGCUGGUGAGAAAUUUUGUUUAUUAAUAUUAACAGGAGGAAUUCAUGCUGGUCUAAAUAAAAGAAGAGAAUCUGCAGCAAGAAUUCAUUCGAUGACCAUUGAGGCACCAAUAACUAAAGUAAUCAACAUAAUCAAUGCAGCACAAGAAAACAGCCCUUUAACAGUAGCACAAGCUCUAGAUAAAGUCUUAGAGAUCUUAAGAUCUAGUGAAUUAUACUCACCAUUUUUUAACCAACAAAUGAAAGAUGAAGAUCCCAUGACAUCUGAUUUAGUUGGAGGUCUAGUUUCAGUAAGUUACCUCCCUACCUUGAUUUAUAACGUCAUUUUCAACAAGGUCUUUAUUGAGUGCUCCCACCAUACCCAUCUUCACAUUCCAUCCAGCCCUACCGCCUCCCUCUCUCAGGUUCCUGAAACUAUCCAGUCAGUAUUAGACAUUGAAACUGAUUGGUCUUUUGAUAUCAUUGAAUUAGAACGAGUUACUGAUAACCGACCACUAGUAUUUCUAGGAUUAAAGAUUUUUGCAAGAUUUGGUGUUUGUGAGUUUCUAGAUAUUAGUGAAGAUGUGUUAUUUAAUUGGUUAACAUUGAUAGAGAGUAACUAUCACUCUGAUAAUACUUAUCAUAAUUCAACUCAUGCAGCUGACGUACUUCAUGCUACUGCUUAUUUCUUAGAUACAGAUAGAGUUAAGAGUGUAUUUGAUCAGUUUGAUGAAGUAGCAUGUUUAAUAUCAGCUGUGGUACAUGAUGUAGAUCAUCCUGGUCGUACUAAUGCUUUCCUGGUCAAUGCUAGUGAUCCCCUGGCACUAUUCUAUAAUGACGUGUAUGUAAUACACUGCUGCAAUAUAAAGUACAUUGGUUAUUGUAGAGAGAGCUACUGUGCAAUGAGAAAUAACAUAAUAGAUAUGGUAUUAGCUACUGAAAUGAAGCAACAUUUUGAACAUUGUUCAAAGUUUGUGAAUAGUAUUAAUAAAGUUAUAUCUGCUGAAGAUGAAACGAGUCAAUGUUCUCAAGACAGUACACCAGUAUCUGGUAAAUUAUCAUUACCAGAAAACAGAACACUUAUUAAAAGGAUGUUGAUUAAAUGUGCAGAUGUAUCGAAUCCGGUCCGUCCAUUAAAUCUCUGUAUAGAAUGGGCUAAACGUAUUGCUGAGGAAUAUUUUGAUCAAACUGAUGAAGAAAAGAGUCGUAAUUUACCUGUAGUUAUGGCUGUAUUCGAUAGAAAAACUUGUAGUAUACCUAAAUCACAAACAAGUUUUAUUGAUGUUUUUAUUAAUAACAUGUUUGAUGCUUGGGACUAUUUCUGUGACUUGUCAGUUUUGAUGACAAAUUUACAAGAGAAUUACUUAUACUGGAAGGAACAGGAGGAAUUGAAACAUCAGGAAGAAUCGGAAACAGAUGAGGAGCUAGAUAGUCGUGGUGAAAAUCAGGAGGAAGCACGCGAUGAAACAUGA